AUGCUACGAUCUUAUAGUUAUCUAAGAAUUACCAGAAGAUACAUGACAGGUAUAGGGUGGAACGAAUCCGAAGUUUUGGUAGAUAGAAAAUCCAAGUUUCAAGCAAGGUGCCAUGCUAUCAAGAACCUGUCUGAAGUUGAUAAGUUACUGGAGGUAUUAGUGGAAAAAAAUAAGGCCGUCCAAAAGGCAACGCACAAGCAUAUGUAUGCAUGGAGAACGGCAGAUAUUAUACCCCCCGAGCACAAUAAGAAAGGAAAUAAGAAGAGGAAAAGGGGUUCAUUGACAGUGCCUGGUGAACUGACAGGGCCGGCAAUGUUAAAGAAUAUACAACAAGGAUCAAAUGACUGUGGUGAGGCUGGUGCAGGACAAAGACUUUUAACCUUGUUAGAAAGAAGUCAUAUUGCUAAUGUUUUAGUUGUUGUUACAAGAUGGUACGGUGGGACAGCAUUGGGGCCCGCUAGAUUCCGACAUAUUUCAACCACAGCUGUGGAAAGCUUGAAGAAAGGGAAGUUCUUGCCUUAA
Messenger RNA from Kluyveromyces lactis, 522 nucleotides. RefSeq lists its product as uncharacterized. Bases 1 to 522 code for a protein of 173 amino acids. The transcript has a single exon. Gene Ontology annotation, cellular component: cytoplasm. Gene Ontology annotation, biological process: regulation of translational initiation. NCBI's taxonomy places the organism in Eukaryota, Fungi, Ascomycota, Saccharomycetes, Saccharomycetales, Saccharomycetaceae. The record is from RefSeq and is a predicted model, not a curated record.